GUUUGGUUCCCAUUUGUAAACGGGAUUUGCUAGUGGAAUAAGUGUUUUUUGUGUUGUAAUUGUCUUUUUUUAUAAUGGAAUCCGUGGAAGAACGCUUGAAUAAGGCUCGUCAAGAGCGCAUUGCUAGAGAAAAAGCGAGAAUCGAUAAGUUACGGGAGUUGAACCUCAAGAAAUACAAUAAAAACGAGUCCCAGGGUAUUUUUAAGGCGCCGUCGACCGCUUCCCUUGCUAAUAAAACACUCAAUAGCACCAUUAAACCCAGAAACGACUUGUCAACAAGCAAUCUAAAAUGUCCCAGCACUAUUAGAGAGGUCAAGAAUAAUUUUAGCAACGUUAAAAGAUCUCUUACGGCCCCGAUGCCGAAAAAACCAACUGCAGAAAUUAAACCAGUUAUGAAAAGUGCUGCUCCGAGAGUAACUGAAGUUAAGAAUGACUCAAAAAUGCUGACAAAAAGUACUGUUCCCCUUAAAAAUACUGUAAAAAAGGAUUUUAUUAGCAGUAAUAAAAUUAUUGCCAAUUCUGUAAAACUGCCGGUUAACGGAGUCAAAAGUGUCCCAAAUGUUGCUAGAAAAACUUUGGCCCCUAUCAAGAUGGCAAACCAAUUGAAAUUGUCAGAAAUACAGUCUAAAAUGUCUGAGAAAGCUAAAGAAUGUAGAAAAAGCAUGAUACCAAAUCAGCAAUUUGAGAAACCAAAGCUAACUGCCAGAAAGAGUAUGGCACCAGUAAACCAGUCCAAAAUAUCUGAAAAACCUACGGAGUCUAGAAAGAGUAUGAUACCGAUGCGGCCGCUCAAUGCGACGAAGAAUAGAGAAUCUGUGUUUGAUCGCCUGUAUAAGCCUAAAACAGUUCAGAAGAGUGAAUUGAGUGAUGCGGACAGACUUCAAAGAGAUCCAGUAUUUUUACAAAAGGUACUGCAGCAGGGCAGCUUGAUUGCCAGCAAACGGCACACAAUAUUCGGUCAGAACUUCGCCAAGCCCGUGACAAAGGCCCCGGUGCGCAGGUCCAUAUCCGCUGUUCAUCUGAAACGGAUCAGCAAGAAGGAGCUGGGGAACUGCUUCCAGAAGUGGUCAUCUAUCGGCGAAAAACUCGACGAAAUCGACAUAACCACGACCAACGAAGAUGACAAAGUGACACAGGACACCAUACAAUCUGCCAUCAAAAGUGAACGCAAGCGUGUCCGCCUCCAAACUCCCACAUUUACACCUCGACCAGCCGAGAUGCAACACCGACUACAGAAAUGGCUGCAAUCCCGAGGCAAAUCCAUACAGUCCUACCAACACUUACAGUGUUUCGGGAUAUAUCAUUUGGCUGAAAAACCUAUUAAACCGCUGUUCAUAAAGGGUCAACCUGAAGAUUUUAAUGAUGAAAAUAAAGAAAAUAUAGAAUUGGAGCAUGACAGCGAUAAUGAUUCAUACACUGACUGUAUGAAUGAACCUAAUGAUGAUGAUAAGACUAAGUGGAGGGGCCGGAUUAGCUAUGUUAGCGACAGUGUGUGUAUGAAUGAUAGCGAGCAUGAUACUACGCUGAAUUCUGAUGAGGCUCCGGUGGAUGAUGUGUUGUUGGGAGCGCUGAAUGAUCUUACAGAGUUGCUGCGUGAGGGCUUCGAUUGGGAACAAUGCGCGCGCUGGCUGCGCGCAAUCCGCACCCGUUUCCCGCACGCACCAUCCCUGGCCGCCUAUUGGGAGUGUCGCGCCGCACUGGAAGAGACGCGCGGGGACUUACCCGCCUCCGUGCAGUGCUGGGAAGAGGCUAUAGCUAAGGGGACACAGCACUCAGUAGUGGACGCCAACUUGGAUCAGCUUCUGGACAAGUUCAUGCAGCUGAAGAUCAGCCCCAGCAGCGGUACGCGAGACCGCGUGGACCCCAAGCUGGUGGACGUGAAGAACGUCUUCAAGAGCACCAUCAUUAGGUUCGCCGUACAGCAGGCCAAGUUACGCCAGUCCAACCAGGCGGACCCACCCACGCACACCAUGACCCCAGUCCGCCGCAGCGCCCGUCUCAGCACCCACUGGAAGAUUCAAAAAACGCCCCGCUACCAGAAAACGCCCAAAACGCCCCUACAGAUAUGUUCUUCGAUCAGACAAGCUGGACUUAUAGGGGAGAAGGUGCUAUUCGUGCCUAAUACUACUUUGUGUAACACUCCUUAACGCUAUGAAGC
Molecule: messenger RNA, 2158 nt
Organism: Cydia amplana
Lineage: Eukaryota; Metazoa; Arthropoda; Insecta; Lepidoptera; Tortricidae
Exons: 7
Coding region: 75-2147 (690 amino acids)
Source: RefSeq, a predicted model, not a curated record